GAGGGAGGAAAAUGCUCGGGCUCCAUGGCUGCCAGUGAUGGAGCGGUCCCUGGGCUCCCGCUGUCGCCGACGCCGCUGCCACCGCCACCGCCGCGCCCCGGCCGCGCUCCGCGAGGACCCGGCGUCUCUGCGCGCCCGCCCGCGCCUCGUUGCUGGGUUCACCGUACCGGGCGCCCCGCCACCGCCGCCUCCUUCUCCCCGCUCCCAGCCGCGCCGCCCGGGUCCCAGCCGCGGCCAGUCUUUGCUCCCGGAGCAGCCGUCGCGAGCCCAGGGGGUUUGAGAGGGGCCGCGGGCCGCGGGGGGAGGCCCGAGUGGGGCCGGCCGCGCCGGCAGGGGAGGUUGGAGCGACGCUGAGCUCGGAGCUCGCCGGCGGCCGCGGCGCCGGGGGUGGCGAGGGCCGGGCGACCGCUCGCUCGCUCCGCGCUGCCUCAGUGCAGGGCGAGCGGCGGGGCUUUGCAGUGGCCGCCGCCGCGGGAGGAGGGGGCUGAGCUGGCUCCGGAGUUGGCCAAAGAAGCUAGCCCUCGAAGGCAGGAGCAGUCGGCGCCUUCGGCCGAGGAGGAGGAGGAGGAAUCGCGUCGGGCGGAGCUUCAGGUCCUGUUCUCCUCUCCGGCUUCUCCAUACAAAGAUUACGGUGCAGAAGGAAAUUGCACUCGCCUUCUCCGCCCCCCGGUACCCAGCACAAUGCACCAGCCGCCGGAGUCCACUGCCGCGGCGGCCGCCGCCGCAGACAUUAGUACUAGGAAGAUGGCGCACCCGGCGAUGUUCCCUCGAAGGGGCAGCAGUGGCGGCAGCGCCUCUGCGCUCAGUGCAGCAGGUACCGUCGUCAGUGGUGCUGCUCCAUCUUCUGAGGAUUUUCCUCCUCCUUCGCUGCUCCAGCCGCCGCCUCCUGCUGCAUCUUCCACGCAGGGACCUCAGCCUCCGCCUCCACAAAGCCUGAACCUCCUCUCGCAGGCUCCGCUGCAGGCACAGCCUCUUGCGCCGGGCGGAACUCAGAUGAAAAAGAAAAGUGGCUUCCAGAUAACUAGCGUUACUCCGGCUCAGAUCUCUGCCAGCAUCAGCUCGAACAACAGCAUAGCGGAGGACACCGAGAGCUACGACGAUCUGGACGAGUCUCACACGGAGGACCUGUCUUCUUCCGAGAUCCUUGACGUGUCUCUUUCCAGGGCCACUGACUUGGGCGAGCCUGAACGCAGCUCCUCGGAAGAGACUCUGAAUAACUUUCAGGAAGCCGAAACACCUGGGGCAGUCUCUCCUAACCAGCCGCACCUUCCUCAGCCUCAUUUGCCUCACCUCCCACCACAGAACGUUGUGAUCAAUGGGAACGCUCAUCCCCACCACCUCCAUCACCACCAUCACCUUCAUCACGGGCACCACCUUCACCACGGACACCACCAUUCGUCCCAUGCUGCUGUGACCACUCCGUCCAUUCCUGGAGGGCCACCCUCGAGCCCAGUGUCCCGAAAACUCUCUACAACUGGAAGUUCUGAUGGCGCUGUGCCGGUUGCCCCUGCUUCUGCUGUAUCAUCCAGCGCCUUACCUGCAUCCGGGAUGCCGAACCUCCGCGCUCCAAGUACUGCAGGCAGCAUAGGUAUAAAUUCUGUGCCUGGCACGAGUGCGACGAAUAAUGUUAGCGUUGCUGCUGCGGGUAGUUUCAGUCCUCACGUGACAAGCGGCGUGCAUGGUAAUGCUAAUAUAAGUACAAGCAAUAUUCCUAGUGCUGCUGGUGUAGGUGUUGGGCCUGGAGUUAGCAGUGGUGUUAAUGUGAGUGCCCUGAGUGGCAUGGGCAAUGGUACUGUCUCUUCCUCUCCUGUUGCUAACAGUGUCCUUAAUGCAGCUGCAGGUAUCACUGUGGGAGUGGUUUCAAGUCAGCAGCAGCAACCAACAGUUAACACGUCAAGGUUCAGAGUUGUGAAGUUAGACUCUACUUCUGAACCCUUUAAAAAAGGUAGAUGGACUUGCACCGAGUUCUACGAAAAAGAGAACGCCCUGCCGGCCGCAGAAGGCGUGGCCAUAAAUAAAGCGGUGGAGACCGUGAAGCAAACCCCCACGGAAGUGUCUUCGGAGAGGGAGAGCACUAGUGGGGGUUCGGUGAGCAGUAGUGUCAGCACGCUGAGCCACUACACGGAGAGUGUGGGAAGUGGCGAGAUGGGAGCCCCUGCUGUGGUGGUGCAGCAGCCGCAGCCGCCACCACCACCACCGCUGCCAGUUCUUCCAGGUGUGGCCCUCCAGCAGAUGGAUUUCAGUAGCCCCGGGCCACAGAGUAUUGCAGCAGCUAGUAUACCGCAGAGUAUUUCUCAGCCGCAGAUGUCACAAGUUCAAUUACAGCCUCAAGAAUUGAGCUUUCAGCAGAAGCCGGGUCUUCAACCUGUACCUCUGCAAGCCGCCAGGAGCGCAGCCGCCGGUAUCCAGCCUUCGUCUGUGAAUGUGGUAACGGCAGCUGGAGGUCAGCAGCCCUCCAUUUCCAGCUUGGCUCAACCCCAACUGCCGUACCCCCAGACAGCUCCUCCAGUGCAAACUCCUCUCCCAGGGCCGCCACCCCAACAGUUACCGUAUGGGCAGCAGCAACCAAUGGUUUCUACACAGCUAGCUCCAGGCCAUGGCCAGUCGAUGACUCAAAACCCUUCGUCAGAAUACGUACAGCAGCAGCCAAUUCUUCAAGCAGCGAUGUCCUCUGGACAGGCCAGUUCCGCAGGAUCGGGAGCAGGACCAUCCGUGAUUCCUGUGGCCCAGCCACAGGGCAUCCAGCUGCCAGUGCAAUCCACAGCAGUACAAGCACAACCUGCAGGGGCAUCUGGGCAGCCCAUUGGCCAGGCUCAAACAGCAGUGUCUGCUGUCCCAGCUGGCAGUCAAAUUGCAAAUCUUGGUCACCAGGCCAACAUGCCCACUGCAGCACAGCAGCCAUCCACCCAAGUUACACCUUCAGUUAUCCAGCAAGGUGCUCCUCCAUCUUCACAAGUAGUCCUACCUGCUCCGACUGGGAUCAUUCAUCAGGGAGUUCAAACUAGUGCUUCAGGCCUUCCUCCACAAUUGGUUAUCGCACCCCAGAGUACCUUGUUAACUGUGCCUCCCCAGCCACAGGGAGUAGAAACCGUGGCCCCAGGAGUUGUUACCCAGCAGAUGCCCGCAGGUAGUCCUUUGCCCUCCGCUAGUAGUAUUUCUGUUCCAGGUCAGGUUAGUUCAGCUGCUCCUCCUGGAAUGCCUUCCGCCCCGACAAACUUAGUUCCACCACAGAAUAUAGCACAACCCCCGGCUACCCAAAAUGGCAGUUUGGUUCAAAGUGUUAGUCAAUCCCCCUUGAUAGCCACUAACAUAAAUUUGCCUCUGGCACAGCAGAUACCACUAAGUUCUACUCAGUUCUCUACACAAUCAUUAGCUCAGGCAAUCGGAAGCCAAAUGGAAGAUGCCAGGCGCCCAGCGGAGCCCUCCGUAGUCGGCUUACCUCAGACUCUGAGUGGUGACGGUGGGGGAAUGUCAGCAGUUUCAGAUGGGAGUAGCAGCAGCCUAGCAGCCUCUGCUUCUCUCUUCCCGUUGAAGGUGCUACCGCUGACAACACCCCUGGUGGAUGGCGAAGACGAGAGCUCUGGUGCAAGUGUGGUAGCUAUCGACAACAAAAUCGAGCAAGCUAUGGAUCUGGUGAAAAGCCAUUUGAUGUAUGCAGUUCGAGAGGAAGUGGAGGUUUUGAAGGAGCAGAUCAAAGAACUAAUAGAGAAAAACUCCCAGCUGGAGCAGGAGAACAAUCUGCUGAAGACCCUGGCCAGUCCGGAGCAGCUCGCCCAGUUUCAGGCUCAGCUGCAGACUGGCUCCCCUCCGGCCACCACGCAGCCACAGGGGACCACACAGCCCCCUGCACAGCCAGCAUCCCAGGGCUCAGGAUCAACCGCAUAGCCUGCUAUGCCCCCACAGAACUGGCUGUUGUCUGAACUGAACAGACCGAAGAGAUGUGCUAGUGAGAAACCACCUCCAGCCACCCAUUUCAUUGCUGUCUACAGAAGAGACGUGAGACUCACACAUGCCAUUCUCGCUUUCUCCCCAGUAUUAAGCACUCAUAUGCUUUUGGCUUGAAGAAAUGUGCUAGUUGAGUGAAUUAAAGGUUAAUCAGAGAAUGAGCAUGGAUGUACCCUGUGCAACUUGGCAGAUGUCUGAGGAAUGGUUUAAUUGAUGCUGAGGAGCUGUGUGCCUUUUAAACCCUUCCCAGCCGCCCACCCUGCUUCCAAGAGCUCUCGGGCUUGCCUGCAUGACGCUUGGAAGGUGGGCUGCUCCUGGAUUUUGUGCUCUCCUCUCCGUCCCCUCGAGGAACUCGAAAGAGAGGACAGAAACAAGACUGCAAUGAGUGGAGAGGGGUUUGGUCAUUUUACAAACCGACAACUGUCACCAAAGUUUAUAAGACAAUAGUACUGUCCCUCUCUUCUGAAACAUGGAAGACACAGAACUAUUAGUGAGACAAACGGGGACAGGUAGCUGGGACCUAGGCUAUCUCAUUAUGAAGGUUGUUUUUGCUUAUUGUAUAUUUGUGUAUGUAGUGUAACGAAUUUGUACAAUAGAGGGCCGUAACUGCUGUUUAGGUUGUACAGAUUGGAAUUUAGAUGUUACAUUGGCUGUCUGGAAGGUGUGGAUUGUCCUUUGUAGAGAGAGAGGGAGACCUCCAUAAAAACUGAUGACAAAAACCACACCUGAAGAAACGUUAAGAAUUUGGCACAGUUAGUCACUUGGUGUAAUCUGAAAUCUAGCUGCUGAAUCUCACGAAGUAAAUCCCUGCUCACCGAUGUCUCUGGCGAGCUGGUUGACUACUUGGAGAAAUGGAUUUCCCAGGAGAAAUGGAUUUCCCAGUAGGGGUUUGCGCAUAUCACCUGUAUAGUAGUUGGAUGCGUAGGUUACCGGGCAUGUUCUCUCCAGUUACCACUGUAUUUAACUGUUGUACUUGUCACCUUUCAAUAAAGCAUAUAAAACGUUGAUA
This is a messenger RNA of Chionomys nivalis (European snow vole), 4954 nucleotides long. RefSeq names its product TSC22 domain family member 1 (gene Tsc22d1). Bases 682 to 3885 code for a protein of 1067 amino acids. The transcript has 4 exons. The record is from RefSeq and is a predicted model, not a curated record. Lineage: Eukaryota; Metazoa; Chordata; Mammalia; Rodentia; Cricetidae. Gene Ontology annotation, biological process: regulation of transcription by RNA polymerase II.